Messenger RNA from Anolis carolinensis (green anole), 2191 nucleotides. RefSeq names its product lipopolysaccharide induced TNF factor (gene litaf). Gene Ontology annotation, molecular function: zinc ion binding. NCBI's taxonomy places the organism in Eukaryota, Metazoa, Chordata, Lepidosauria, Squamata, Anolidae. Gene Ontology annotation, cellular component: cytoplasmic side of lysosomal membrane; cytoplasmic side of late endosome membrane; nucleus. The record is from RefSeq and is a predicted model, not a curated record. Bases 1671 to 2057 code for a protein of 128 amino acids. The transcript has 4 exons.
CAGUAUAUUAUACUAUUAGUAUUAUAUAAUAUAUUGUACUAUGCUUUUGAUACACUGUUGUUAUUAUAGUACCGUAUAUACUCGAGUAUAAACCGACCCGAAUAUAAGCCGAGGCACUUAAUUUUACCACAAAAAAACCUGGGAAUACAUUGACUCCAGUAUAAGCCGAGGGAGGUAAAUUUCAGAAAUAAAAAUAGAUACCAAUAAAAUUACAUGAAUUGAGGCACCCGUAGGUUAAAUGUUUUUGAAUAUUUACAUCAAGUUCUAAUUUAAGAGAAGACUGUCCAACUCUGAUCAAAUCAUUCUUCUCAUCUUCUUCAAUAUGUAAACGUGCUUAUGUAUCCUUUUAAAAAUAAUAGAGUAAAAUAAUACAUGUAUUAAUAAUAAUAAUAAAUACAGGAAAAUAAUACAUGUAAUAUUUAUUUAUUUAUUUAUUUACAGUAUUUAUAUUCCGCCCUUCUUUCUCACCCCAAAGGGGACUCAGGGCGGAUUACAAUGAACAUAUAUAUGGCAAACAUUCAAUGCCAACAGACAAACAAUAUACAUUAGACAGACUCAGAGGCAUUUUUUAAAAACAUUUUUCCAGCUUCACGAUUCCAGCCACAGGGGGAGCUGUUGCUUCACCGUCCAGUAGUGGCUGUACUUCCUCAUUCCUUUCCUCGUGUUUUGCUGGCGGUUUUUUUUAUGAUGUUGUAAAUUAGUUAAAUUAGCCUCCUGCAUAAAGCGUACCUAAAUUUCCCUACUUGACAGAUGCAACUGUCUUUCGGGGCUGCAUAGGUCAACAACAAGCCGGGCUAUUUAAUGGUCGUAGGCUUAACCCGACCCGGGCUUCGAACUCAUGACCUCUCGGUCAGUAGUGACUUAUAGCAGCUGGUUAAUAAUAAAUACAGUAGAGUCUCGCUUAUCCAACAUUCGCUUAUCCAACGUUCUGGAUUAUCCAACGCAUUUUUGUAGUCAAUGUUUUCAAUACAUCAUGAUAUUUUGGUGCCAAAUUUGUAAAUACAGUAAUUACAACAUAGCAUUACUGCGUAUUGAACUACUUUUUCUGUCAAAUUUGUUGUCUAACAUGAUGUUUUGGCGCUUAAUUUGUAAAAUCAUAACAUAAUUUGAUGUUUAAUAGGCUUUUCCUUAAUCUCUCCUUAUUAUCCAACAUAUUCGCUUAUCCAACAUUCUGCCGGCCCGUUUAUGUUGGAUAAGUGAGACUCUACUGUAAGAGUAAAAUAAUAAGUGUAGUAAUAAUAAGAUCAAAGUGAAAUAAUAAAUGUAUUAAUAAUAAUAACAAAAAUAGAGAAAAAUAAUAAAUGUAAUAAUACCAAUAAUAAUAGAGAAAAAUAAUAAACGUCCCAUAUAUUCUCGAGUAUAAGCUGACCCAAAUAUAAGCCAACCAGGACCCUCACCCGAGUAUAAGCCGAGGGGGGCUUUUUCAGUCUUAAAAAAAGGGCUGAAAAACUAGGCUUAUACUUGAGUAUAUACAGUAAGUUACCUCCUGCCUUGUAGGAAAAGGGCUCCUGUCCCUUUAAAUGUGGGAUGGCUUCAGGUGUAGCCAGGUAAAGAGAGCACCUGGCCAAGCCCUUCCUGGUGGCAACACCCUUUUCCACUUGCAACCCAAGCAGCAUUUUCUUUUCCGGGAGAAUAAAGUCCAAAGUCCGGCUUCUUGAGAAACAGGAAAGAUGACCGCCCCUCCGCCGCCCUCCGCCCCCUUGCCGCCCCCGCCUUCCUACGAGGAGACCCUCGGCAGCAACAACUCGGCCCAGAAUCCCCCAAAAGGGGGGCAGCCCCCGCCUUACCCCCAUCCAGGACCGGCCAUUUAUGUCCAGAACCAAGUGGCCUUCUAUGACCAGCCAGUGCACAUGGUCUGCCCGUCUUGCGGACACCUGAUCGUAACGCACAUCGACCGCAAAUCUGGGACUUUGAGCUGGAUCUCCUGCGGGACCCUCUGCCUCUUAGGGUGUUGGGCUGGCUGCUGCCUGUUGCCCUUCUGCAUAGACGCCUUUCUGGACGUGGAUCACAACUGCCCCAACUGCCAUGCCCUCCUGGGAAGCUACAGGCGCCUCUGAGGCCUUCUGUGCCCGUCCAUCCAUCCAUCGCUUUCUACUGCAGCCUCGCCUGCGCUCCAGAAGACUAGACUUUGGGGGAAAUCCAUAAUCAAUAACCUCAGCCUCGUUUCCAAUAAAGACCGGAUUGAGCCACA